CGGCCCCUGAAAAGCGGGGUCCCGGCGGGCUGCGGCGGCCAGAGCGGGGGCGCGAUGGAGAAAAGCAGCUUCGCCAUGGCCAAAUUCGGGCUGGAGCCCAAGCGGGCGAUGCCCAAGCGCGACUGCGGCUUUUACCUCAAGUACAUCUUCCUGUUCACGUCGCUGAUCCAGUUCCUGAUCAUCCUGGGGCUCGUGCUCUUCCUGGUGUACGGCAACGCCCAGGCGGGCACCGACUCGCACCUGAGGCUGCUGGAGGAGCGGCUGCAGAGCCACUACCGCCGCGUGGUCGCCCUGGACGCCAGCAACGCCAACCUGAGCCGGGCGCUGAACGCCACGCGGAGGGACAAGGACAGGCUGCAGGGGCUGGCGCUGAAGGCGCACAGGGAGCUGGAGAGGUGCAACAGCAGCCAGGCGGCCCGCGGCAUCCCGCAGCUGCAGGAGCUCCUGUUCCAGCAGGUGAAGCUGGUCGAGUGCAAGGUGACCACCACCCUCAUCAACACCACCUGCAACGCCGAGAAGCUGCAGCUGCAGCGGCAGCUGGACCAGGCCAGCUCGUCCAAGAAAACCCUGGAGGACGGCGGGCGGCAGAGCCAGGCCCAGCUGGCCAAAGCCACCCAGGAGAGGGACAGGUGCCAGGAGGAGCUGCAGAGCGCCAGGACGCGCGACGAGCUGAGCAGGAUGGAGCUGGAGGUGCAGCGGCACCGCUGCGGCUCGCUGCAGAGCGACCUGGGCGAGAAGCUGCCGCGCGUCGCGGAGCUGGUGAAGCAGCUGCGCUGCGGCGACGCCGAGGCCGAGCUGCGGCAGAUCCGCGAGCGCGUGGAGGGGCUGCUGCGGCGGCAGCAGGAGCGCGACUCGCAGUUCGUCUGGAGGAGCAGCUGCGAGCUGAGCGUGCAGCAGUGCCGCCUCAACUGCUCCCGCGACCUGCAGGAGCUGCGCAGGAGCCUGCAGGGCCUGCAGCAGCGCCACAAGGACGGCGAGGAGGAGAGCAAGAGGCUGCAGGCCGAGAAGGACAAGGCGCUGAAGGAGAUGGAGGACAAGAGGAAGGCGGCGGCGGCGCUGGCGGAGUCGCUGAGGGAGCAGCUCGGGAUCUGCAUGGGAACCAAGAUGUCCCAGCAGGACCUGCCGGGCUCGCGGGCGCUGGGCAGCGCCGGCCACUCGGGCUCUUUCCUCAGCAUGGGCACCAACAUGGAGCUCCUGAGGAGCCUGGCCACCCUGGGCACCAUGGAGAUGCAGAACCCGGCGGAGCUCCAGCGGAUGCUGCAGCUGGUGGAGCAGCACAUGACCACCCUGAAGAACGCCAGCGGAUAAGGCUGGAAAAGCCCAGGAAAAGCAGGAGAGCCGCCCAGGAGGUGCUUCCCGCAGCACGGAUGGCAACCCCGGCCCAGGGCCACGCUCCCCGUGUCCCCGUGUCCCCGUGUCCCCGUGUCCCCAGCCCCGCGUGUCCCCUCGAUGUAUCCCCGCCUUUCGGCUGGAGCGGGACAACAGCCGGCCCCGAAUCUGGGGACAACUCGCCG
Molecule: messenger RNA, 1514 nt
Organism: Lonchura striata (white-rumped munia)
Lineage: Eukaryota; Metazoa; Chordata; Aves; Passeriformes; Estrildidae
Gene: PLVAP
Product: plasmalemma vesicle associated protein
Biological process (GO): regulation of vascular permeability; positive regulation of cellular extravasation
Source: RefSeq, a predicted model, not a curated record